Molecule: messenger RNA, 1983 nt
Organism: Parnassius apollo (apollo)
Lineage: Eukaryota; Metazoa; Arthropoda; Insecta; Lepidoptera; Papilionidae
Source: the annotation of a GenBank genome assembly
UUGUCUCAACUCGAUUCCGCGACCGGCAACCGAAGACGCGAUACGCCUCUGCCAGUUAUAAUUUCCUUUAUAGUCGUACUCAUAGCCGUCCUUGGUGAAAAACCAAUUGACAAUCGGAUUAGCGUCCUCAAUUUAGUAUUCAGGAUAGUUGUACCCGAAGCGGCUCCAAGUCCCAGUAAGCUGAGAGACUUGGACGAUUUGUUCCCGUACAUUGGCGAUUUCGGCUGGUACCAGAGGAUAUUGUUCCUGCUAAUGAUACCAUUCGGCUUCUUCUUUGCAUUCGUGUACUUCGCGCAAAUAUUCAUGACAGUGGUACCGGAACAACACUGGUGCUUUGUGCCGGAGCUGAAGAAUUUAUCGGUUGAGGAACGGCGACAUUUAUCCAUUCCACUAUCACAAGACAACCAAUAUGACAAAUGCCGCGUGUACGACGUAGAUUGGAAAACUGUGCUAGAAGAUGGCGUCACGCAACCAGACGCGAACUGGCCGAUAAAAAAAUGCCAAAAUCAAUGGGAAUUCAAUUUCACGGAUGUGCCUUACGAAACUAUUGCAACCCAGUUAGGAUGGGUGUGCGAUAGAGACAACUACCCAGCGACGGCGCAGUCGAUCUUCUUCUGCGGCGCAAUCGUGGGAGGUCUGCUUUUCGGAUGGAUUGCUGAUAAAUAUGGAAGGAUACCAGCAUUAGUAGGUACUAACAUGAUUGGUUUUAUCGCCGGCGUCGGUACAGCGUUCACAAAUGACUUCUGGUCCUUCUGCUUCUGCAGGUUUCUCGUCGGUUUGGCUUACGACAACUGCUUCGUAAUCAUGUACAUUGUUGUGGUAGAAUACGUGGGACCAAAAUGGCGGACAUUCGUGGCCAACAUGUCUAUCGCCGUUUACUUCACAUUUGCGGCAUGCCUAUUACCCUGGAUAGCACUUGCUGUAGCCGAUUGGAAGAUCUAUACACUGAUCACGAGCGUCCCUCUAGCGAUGUCCAUUUUCACACCUUGUGUCGUCCCCGAGAGUGCAAGAUGGUUAAUUUCACAAGGACGUAUCGACGAAGCUAUCAAGAUACUGAAGAAGUGUGAGAGGAUCAACGGAAAGAAGAUACCGGACGCAGUUUUAAAAGAAUUUAGGGAUACGGCAACAGAAAUGGCGAAGUCCGAGCAAGAGAUCAUGAACUACUCGGUGCUGGAUCUGUUCCGUACGCCGCGUCUCCGCCGCAACAGCGUUCUGCUGCUGUUCAUAUGGACGGCGAUCGCAAUGGCCUUCGACGGUCACGUGAGGAACGUGGGCUCCCUGGGGCUCGAUAUCUUCCUCACAUUCACCAUUGCCACGGCAACCGAAUUCCCCGCUGAUAUUUUGCUCAUAUUAACAUUGGAUAUUAUCGGUCGUCGCUGGAUGUCGUUCGGUUCCAUGGUCAUCAGCGGAAUCUUCAGUUUACUCGCAACCACAGUACCCCUUGGUAUCCCGUCUGCGUCCCUAGCGAUUAUCGGUCGCUUCUCUGUGAACAUAUCUUUCAACAUCGGCAUGCAGUACGCAGCUGAAAUUCUUCCAACAGUUGUGAGGGCUCAGGGACUCGCUUUAAUACAUAUUAUGGGCUACGUGGCAACCAUUCUUGUACCUUACAUCGUCUAUAUGGCAACUAUAGCGACAGAAAUACCUCUGCUCAUCCUGGGUGCUAUCGCAAUAGCAGGCGGGUGCUUGUGCAUGUUUUUGCCCGAAUCCACAGGGAAGGAAAUGCCGCAGACAAUCCAAGAUGGCGAGAACUACGGCCGAGGACAAAAAUUCUGGGAGAUGCCCGUCUUUUCUAAGAAGACAAAAGCUGCAACUAUAGCGACAGAAAUACCUCUGCUCAUCCUGGGUGCUAUCGCAAUAGCAGGCGGGUGCUUGUGCAUGUUAUUGCCCGAAUCCACAGGGAAGGAAAUGCCGCAGACAAUCCAAGAUGGCGAGAACUACGGCCGAGGACAAAAAUUCUGGGAGAUGCCCGUCUUUUCUAAGUAA